Messenger RNA from Lontra canadensis (Northern American river otter), 1323 nucleotides. It is a transcript of the gene PTK6, whose product is annotated as protein tyrosine kinase 6. Gene Ontology annotation, cellular component: extrinsic component of cytoplasmic side of plasma membrane. NCBI's taxonomy places the organism in Eukaryota, Metazoa, Chordata, Mammalia, Carnivora, Mustelidae. The record is from RefSeq and is a predicted model, not a curated record. Gene Ontology annotation, biological process: cell differentiation; cell surface receptor protein tyrosine kinase signaling pathway; protein phosphorylation. Gene Ontology annotation, molecular function: signaling receptor binding; non-membrane spanning protein tyrosine kinase activity; ATP binding.
AUGGCGUCCUGGGGCCAGGCUCCCCCGGGUCCCCAGUGUGGCCUCUGGGACUCGGAGGCCCAGAGGGAUGAGGAGCUGACCUUCCGGGCGAGGGCUCUGUUCCACGUGGCCGGGAAGGAGGAGGAGCGGAGGUGGGCCACGCCGCUGGAUGAGGUGGGCAGGCUGCUGACCGAGGGCUACGCGCUCCACAACUACCUGGCCGAGAAGGAGACGGUAGAGUCUGAGCCGUGGUUCUUUGGACCCAUCUCCUGCUUGGAAGCGCAGCAUCGCCAGCAGGCUGAGGGCAGUGUGGGGGCCUUCCUGGUCAGGGUCAGCAAGAAGCCGGGCAUCGACUACGCUCUCUCAGUGCGGGACAGGCAGGCCGUGAGGCAUUACAGGGUCUGGCGUCGCGCCGGCCGGCUGCACCUCAGCGAGGCCGCGUCCUUCCCCAGCCUGGCCGAGCUCCUGGAGAGCCUGUCCCACGGGCUGCGGCUGACUGUGCCCUGCCGGAAGCCUGAGCCUGAGCCCCCGCUGCACUGGGCAGACUGGGAGAGACCGCACGAGUUCAGGUUCCGCAGGAAGCUGGGCUCUGGGUACUUCGGGGAGGUCUUCGAAGGGUUCUGGAAGGACCGGGUCCGAGUGGCCAUUAAGGUGAUCGCUCGAGACAACCUUCUGCACCAGCACACGUUCCAGGCAGAGAUCCAGGCCAUGAAGAAGCUUCAGCACAAGCACAUCAUGACGCUGUGUGCCAUGGCAUCCGUGGGGGACCCCGUGUACAUCGUCACGGAGCUCAUGGCCAAGGGGAGCCUGCUGGGCCGCACUCGGGACUCCGAGAAGUCCUUGCCCGUCUCAGAGCUGGUGGACAUUGCCUCUCAGGUGGCCGAGGGCAUGUGCUCCCUGCAGUCACAGAACUACGUCCACCGGGACCUGGCCACCAGGAACAUCCUUGUGGGCGCCCACAACAUCUGCAAAGUGGGUGACUUUGGGCUAGCCAGGCUCAUCCAGGAGGACAUCUACGUUUCCCACGACCACAACAUCCCCUGCAAGUGGAGCCCCGAGACCCUCUCCCAAGGGCUUUACUCCGUCAGAUCUGAUGUCUGGUCCUUCCGGAUUCUCCUCCAUGAGACUUUCAGUCGGGGUCAGAUACCCUAUCCAGGCACAUCCAGCCGCGAGGCCUUCCUGAGGGUGGAGUUGGGCUACCGCAUGCCCUGUCCCCUGGAGUGCCCGGCCGCCACACACAAGCUAACGCUCUCAUGCUGGCACAGGGACCCCGGGCACCGGCCCUGCUUCCAAGCCCUGCGGGAGAAGCUCUCCAGUGUCAGCAGGUACGAGAACCCGCUCUGA